AUGUCUAAUCAGACUCCAUAUAUUGGGAGUAAAAUUAGUCUAAUAUCGAAACUCGAUAUUCGCUAUGAAGGAAUACUCUACACUGUCGAUACGAACGAUUCCACGAUUGCAUUAGCGAAAGUACGAUCAUUCGGUACCGAGGACCGUCCAACGCCGAAUCCGGUCGAAGCACGUGACGAUGUUUAUGAGUACAUCAUAUUUAAGGCAAACGACAUAAAGGACCUCAUCGUAUGCGAAACACCAAAGGUUGCAACCCUCGCAGGUGGGCUUCCAUACGAUCCGGCGAUCAUAUCGGUGUCCGCUCGUACAGGAUCCGCUUCUGCCAACGAACAGCAGGCUUCCGCUGGUUCAUCUCGCUCCGAUACCCCCCAUCAUCGUGCCAGCCCCAACCUUGCUCAAGGCAAUCGAGCACCUGGUGCUGGACGGAAUGCAGCCGCUCGUACAAAUCGUGGGAACUUCGCACCGCCAGGUGAGUCCAAACGAGCCACGAAUGUAAUCGCUGAUGCUAUAUGA
Molecule: messenger RNA, 513 nt
Organism: Ostertagia ostertagi
Lineage: Eukaryota; Metazoa; Nematoda; Chromadorea; Rhabditida; Trichostrongylidae
Source: the annotation of a GenBank genome assembly